Messenger RNA from Penicillium canariense, 1575 nucleotides. RefSeq names its product MFS transporter. Gene Ontology annotation, molecular function: transmembrane transporter activity. Lineage: Eukaryota; Fungi; Ascomycota; Eurotiomycetes; Eurotiales; Aspergillaceae. The transcript is spliced from 2 exons. The record is from RefSeq and is a predicted model, not a curated record. Bases 1 to 1575 code for a protein of 524 amino acids. Gene Ontology annotation, biological process: transmembrane transport.
AUGAGCGACGACAUGACGCCGAGGGCCUCGCCGCCCAAGGACAUCGUUGCGCCGUUUCCCAGAAAAGAUGUCGCAAGCGAUGCGAUAAACUCCGACAGCGAUAAGGACAAGGACCUCGAGGAAGCCAGGUCACCAAUCUUCAACUCGAGCGAUACGCUUGUUGACGGUGAGGCCAAAACAGACCCCUACCUCGUCACUUGGCGCGGCACCGACGACCCCGAGAACCCCAAGAACUGGCCCAAAAGCUUCAAGUGGAAAAACACGUGGGCCGUGUCCCUCUUCGUCUUUAUCUCACCCGUCUCGUCGGCCAUGAUUGCUCCCGCGUUACAGGACCUCGGCAAGGGCCUAGGGAUGCACAGCGAUAUUGAGGUAUACCUGUCGCUGGGUAUCUUUAUCCUCGCCUACGCCGUAGGACCUAUUUUCUUUGGCCCUGCAUCUGAGCUGUACGGACGCGUGCGACUGCUCCAGGUCAGUAACUUGUGGUAUUUGGCGUGGAACCUGGGGUGCGGGUUCGCGACGACCAAGUCCCAAUUCUUCGCGUUCCGUUUCCUCGCGGGUAUUGGUGGCAGCGCUCCGCUGGCAAUUGGAGGAGGCGCCAUUAGUGACAUGUGGAGCGCCGAAGAGCGGGGCAAGGCCAUGGGCAUCUACACCCUGGGCCCGAUCCUCGGACCAGUGGUAGGGCCCAUUGCCGGCGGCUUCAUCGCCCAGUACUCAACGUGGCGUUGGGUCUUUUGGUCGACGUCGGCGGCCGCCCUCGGUAUCCAGAUCGUCGGGUUCUUCUGGCUGCGCGAGAGCCACCCAGCCACGCUGCUUCGUAUGCGGCGAGACCGACUGGUCAAGGAGACUAGCAACGAGAAGCUUUACGUCGACGUAAAGGUCGAGACUCUCAUCUAUAAGCUCGCACACACCUUUGAGAGGCCGCUUAAGCUGUUCUUCACCCAGCCCAUCGUUUUCUGCAUGGCCGUUUACAUGGCUUACCUGUUUGGCACCACCUACCUCAUGUUUGCGACUUUCCCCGAGAUCUGGACCGUGGUAUAUCACGAGGAGCCCGGGAUCGGCGGCCUCAACUACCUCUCCAUCGCUAUUGGUUCAUUUAUAGGCCUUUUCUUCAACCUCAAGGUCAUCGACCGCAUCUACAAGACCCUCAAGGCUCGCAACUCCAACAUCGGUAAGCCCGAGUUCCGCAUGCCCUCCCUGGCCGUUGGCUCCAUCAUUAGCACCAUCGGGCUCUUCUGGUACGGCUGGAGUAUCGGGCGCGUACACUGGAUCAUGCCGAAUAUUGGCGCCGCGAUUUUCACCGCGGGCACCAUCUCCUGCCUACAAGGCAUGCAAACGUACAUUAUCGACAGCUACCAGACCCACGCCGCCAGCGCCAUGGCUGCCUGUGCCAUCCUGCGCAGCUUGGCUGGCUUUGGGUUCCCGCUGUUUGCUCCGUACAUGUACAAAGCCCUCGGCUACGGAUGGGGCACCAGUGUCCUGGCAUUCUUCAGCAUCGGCUUUGGCUGGAUGGCGCCCGUUGUUUUCUGGUACUAUGGCCCUAACCUGCGCGCCAUGUCCAGGUACGCGGCUGAUUGA